This is a messenger RNA of Mus caroli (Ryukyu mouse), 6059 nucleotides long. It is a transcript of the gene Tlk1, whose product is annotated as tousled like kinase 1. Gene Ontology annotation, cellular component: nucleus. NCBI's taxonomy places the organism in Eukaryota, Metazoa, Chordata, Mammalia, Rodentia, Muridae. Gene Ontology annotation, biological process: intracellular signal transduction; peptidyl-serine phosphorylation; chromosome segregation. The record is from RefSeq and is a predicted model, not a curated record. Gene Ontology annotation, molecular function: ATP binding; protein serine/threonine kinase activity.
CUCUUUUUUUUAAAGCUGUGGUAAAUGUUCAGCUCUUGGGUUUCUGAAUCCUUCCUCUCAUGUAACUGGGGUUUAUGGACACAGUUAAGCUUUAAGGUCUGUAGUUCAGUGUGGUUUUUCCUAGGUUUUGAUGUUGUGCUGGGUGUGUGUAUGUGUGUGUUGUGCUGGGUAGAUAGGUUUUUGUUUUGUGUUUGUGUGGGUAUUUAUUGCAUUUUAUUCAGUUAAAAGCAUUUUGUAAUAUCCAUUUAUGUAUUAUUUUGGGGGGAGGCGGUUGAGACAGGGUUUUUCUGUGUAGCAUUGGCUAUCCUGGGACUUGCUCUGUAGGCUAGGCUGGCCUCGAACUCAUAGAGAUCUGCCUUCCUCUACCUUCCAAGUGCUGGAAAAAUAUUUCUCUUAAUUUUCUCUUUUUCAUUUUAAUUCCCUCAGUUCACUCUGUCCCUUCCCACUUUUUGUGUCAUCUUUUGUUGUUGUUUAAAUGAUUUACCAACUAAUGUAUGGGGACAUCCACUGAAAUGUGGUCCUUCUCUGGAAGCCAUUGAGUGUCCAUAACUACUCAGUUAGAGGCGGGGACUUCUGAGCCCCCCUCUCUUCCAUGUACACAUUGACUGGCUUGAUCAUGUGCUGCUCUUGUGCAGGCAACCACAGCUGCUGUGAGUUGAUGGGUGCAGUGGUCAUGUGGUGUCCAGAAGUUUUGCUUGGGUAUUCCCAAACCUUAGGGUCUUAGAGUAUUACUUCCCCCCUCCCUCAUCAGGGGUAGAGUUUUGUUUUGAUUUUGCCUUUUUGGGGGUGGGGUGGGGGAUAUUAAUUGUCUCAUCUGUAGCUGAGCACUGCAGUGGCACAUCUGCGCUUUGUACUUUGACCAGUUGUGAGUCUUGCAUUCUUCACCCUCUACUCCACUGCACGAGGAAGCCUCUCUUAGGCAGUUGGAGAGCUGCACUGCUCUGUGAGUGUAGACAUACAGUUUAGAAGCCAACUUGCUAUAAUGUCCAUUUAGCAGAGUAAUGAUAGAGGCUCACUUCUGGGCCUGUUGGUUCUUAGCCACAUGCGGAUCCUUCUGUAGCACUUGAUCACACACCUGAAAGGAUAAAAAUGUCAGCGUGUAAUAGAUUCCUGCAUACCCAGGUUUAUCAGUGAGCGACAGUAUUUGGAACUGACAGGAUGCAUAGGAUCAGCCUAAGUGUCUAUCAGCCGAUGGAGAGAUAAAGGUAUACUGUAUACACAAAGUAGGCUUUACUUCCACCAUAACGAAUGCGGUUAUGUUAUUUUUUGAAGAAAUAGAUAGAUCUGGGUAGCAUAAUAUGAAGAAAAAUGAGCAAAACUCAAAUACCACUUUUUCUUUUAUACAUAAACUCCAGAUUAGAGUACCUACAAACAAAUCUAAGUAAGACACAUGAAAAUAGAGGACUUUGGGGAGUAGAUUGGGAUAGUAAAAGGAUAUAGAAUGGUAUAUGAGCAAAAUAUAUGAUAUUCAUGUAUAGAAAUUGCAUAGCACAACAUUUUUGGUAUGCUAACUUAUACUUGUGCCUAAUCUUAACAUAAAAGAAGAAGCCAUAUAACUAAAACUGACUUUAUUUUCAAAAAGGUACUGUAUUGAAUCAGCUUUUUGUUUUGUUUUGGUUUUUUGUUUGUUUUUCGAGACAGGGUUUCUCUGUGUAGCCUUGGCUGUCCUGGAACUCACUCUGUAGACCAUGCUGGCCUUGAACUCAGAAAUCUGCCUGCCUCUGCCUCCCAAGUUCUGGGAUUAAAGGCAUGCACCACCACAGCCCGGCCUAAAUCAGUGAUUUUGAUAGUUAAUUUAUUUCUUUUCAUUUUAUCCCUUACUUUGGAAUUAGAUGUGAGUUGUCAAACUUUUGUGGGGUAGAUAAUGUAUGAAUCAUAGUCAUAGCCUUGUGCAUGUUGAACCACUGAAUUGUGCUUUGGCUCCUAAAAAGCUUUUUGUUUUUUCUUUCCUGUUUCUUUUGAGACAAGGUCUCCAUUAACUCAGUAAGUAUGGCCUCAAACUUUUAUAAGUAUGAGGGUGACCUUGAACUUCUGGCCCUCUCACCUAAGCACCACUCUGCCAUUUUAUGUGGUAUUGGGGAUAGAACCUAGGGCCUCAUGCACAUUAGCCAAGCACUCAACCAGUUGAGCACAUCCCCAGCCCCCAAACACUUUCUUGGAAAGAAUUAGCACAACUGCUCUUGUGUUGCAGUGUGAGCACAGCCAUAGAUGGAAGAUGGUCUGCCAUAUAUAAAAAUGAAAUCUCAUCUGUGGACAUGGAAAUUUGAUUUUUAUACAUGAAAGAAACUGGUUGUUCUCUUCCAAGGAUGUUAGUGGUGCAAUGGAUGAGCUUCACAGUCUGGAUCCAAGAAGGCAAGAAUUAUUGGAAGCGAGAUUUACUGGAGUUGCUACUGGGAGUACUGGGAGUACUGGGAGCUGCAGUGUUGGAGCAAAAGCUUCAACAAAUAAUGAAAGUUCUAAUCACAGUUUUGGAAGCUUAGGAUCUCUAAGUGACAAAGAAUCAGAGACACCAGAGAAGAAACAAUCAGAGUCAUCCAGGGGAAGAAAGAGAAAAGCAGAAAGUCAGAAUGAAAGUAGUCAGGGAAAAAGUAUUGGGGGACGUGGCCACAAGAUUAGCGACUAUUUUGAAUACCAAGGUGGAAAUGGCUCGAGUCCAGUAAGAGGCAUCCCUCCAGCAAUCCGUUCUCCGCAAAACUCACACUCACAUUCCACUCCUUCCUCAUCUGUUCGACCGAAUAGCCCUUCUCCUACUGCAUUAGCUUUCGGGGACCACCCUGUUGUACAACCAAAGCAGUUAUCCUUUAAGAUCACUCAAACUGAUCUUACAAUGCUGAAAUUGGCAGCAUUAGAAAGUACUAAAAAUCAAGACCUGGAGAAGAAGGAAGGCCGGAUUGAUGAUUUGCUCAGGGCCAACUGUGAUCUCAGGCGGCAAAUAGAUGAUCAACAGAAAUUACUUGAAAAAUACAAAGAAAGAUUAAAUAAGUGCAUAUCUAUGAGCAAGAAACUACUUAUUGAAAAGAGUACACAAGAAAAAUUGUCUAGCAGAGAGAAGAGUAUGCAAGAUCGGUUGCGCCUUGGGCACUUUACCACAGUUAGACACGGCGCUUCUUUUACAGAACAGUGGACAGAUGGUUUUGCAUUUCAGAAUCUUGUGAAGCAACAAGAAUGGGUGAAUCAACAAAGGGAAGAUAUUGAACGGCAAAGAAAACUUCUCGCCAAACGCAAACCUCCCACAGCUAAUAAUUCUCAGGCACCUGCUACCAAUUCUGAACCAAAACAAAGAAAAAACAAGGCAGUCAAUGGAGCAGAAAAUGAUCCCUUUGUUAGGCCAAAUUUACCACAACUGCUGACUCUGGCAGAGUAUCAUGAACAAGAGGAAAUUUUUAAACUUAGACUAGGACAUCUCAAAAAGGAAGAGGCUGAAAUCCAGGCGGAACUGGAGCGUUUGGAGAGGGUCCGGAACCUUCACAUCCGAGAGCUGAAGAGAAUAAACAAUGAGGAUAAUUCACAGUUCAAAGAUCAUCCAACGUUAAAUGAAAGAUAUUUAUUACUUCAUCUGCUUGGAAGAGGUGGCUUUAGUGAAGUCUAUAAGGCAUUCGACUUGUAUGAGCAAAGAUACGCUGCUGUGAAGAUCCACCAGCUUAAUAAGAGCUGGAGAGACGAGAAGAAAGAGAACUACCAUAAACACGCUUGCCGGGAGUAUCGAAUACACAAGGAGCUGGACCACCCCAGAAUAGUUAAGCUCUACGAUUACUUCUCCUUGGAUACAGAUACGUUUUGUACAGUGCUAGAGUACUGUGAAGGCAAUGACUUGGACUUCUACCUGAAGCAGCACAAGUUGAUGUCUGAGAAAGAAGCUCGGUCUAUUGUGAUGCAGAUUGUGAAUGCCUUACGCUAUCUCAAUGAAAUCAAACCUCCUAUUAUACAUUAUGACCUUAAGCCAGGAAAUAUCCUUCUGGUAGAUGGAACAGCGUGUGGAGAAAUCAAAAUCACUGAUUUUGGUCUGUCCAAGAUUAUGGAUGACGAUAGUUACGGUGUUGAUGGGAUGGAUCUGACUUCCCAGGGGGCAGGCACUUACUGGUAUUUACCUCCUGAGUGCUUUGUAGUUGGAAAAGAGCCACCGAAGAUCUCCAACAAGGUUGACGUGUGGUCAGUUGGGGUCAUCUUCUUCCAGUGCCUCUAUGGUAGAAAACCAUUUGGUCACAAUCAAUCUCAACAAGACAUUCUACAGGAAAACACAAUACUGAAAGCCACAGAAGUCCAGUUCCCUGUAAAACCUGUUGUAAGCAGUGAAGCCAAGGCCUUCAUAAGACGCUGUUUGGCUUACCGAAAAGAAGAUCGAUUUGAUGUGCACCAGCUGGCAAAUGACCCAUACCUUCUGCCACACAUGAGAAGAUCAAAUUCUUCAGGAAACUUACAUAUGUCUGGGCUGACAGCAGCUCCCACACCUCCUUCUUCAAGCAUAAUUACUUACUGACUCCUCCAAGAUUGGCAUGCUCUCUUCUCUUUGAUUGGCUUCCAGAUGCAUACUUGAAUUUGAGUGCAUUUGAGUGUUUGUGGGUUUUUACAUGGGACAUGGUUAAGAAGUGUUUGUGAACUAAAGCUCUCCCAGGAGUCCUUUGUGUGAGAGUGGAUCAUGGACAGUGACUAAGUACACACUCACUCCUCACUGCCCCGGAGCAGCACGAAACAGGAAUACCAUGUUACGGUAGAACAAGGGGCUCUGUAAAUAACGUUUAUAAUACUUAAAUAUACUUGAUUGUUACUGGAGAGUUGUAAUCUGAAGGGUACUUUUCAUUAUUUAAGAACACAUGGAAAAAUGAGGAGACAUUUGUAACCCGGGAGCUACAGUGCCUGGUACAGCAUCAGCACUCGGCAGCUGAUCUACAGAAACCAAAGCAAGAACUGAGUGACAGCGGCCGCAGUGUUUAUAACAGAAUGUGAGAGUUAGGGUCUUUGGACAGUUGGAGACUUUGUCAUUUGCCUAUUCUGGCUUUUACCAAGUUGUACCUCGAGAUCACAUGUCAGUGGUCCGCCGCCCUACCCCCGACCCCUUAACCGGUUGUUAAAGGCAAGCUGUCGUUUCCGGACACUUUACACCUUUAACACAAAGAGCUGCCUAUUUCAAAUCAGUUGAAGUUACUAAAUGAUAGUGUUUCCAGGGCUUUCAGUGGGUUAGAUUAACAGGCGUUUUUCUUUUGUUUCCAGGCCUGGUUCAUUAAAACAGAAGACAGUGUGUAACCAAAAGCAGGCCAGUUGUAUGCAGGAUAAUGAUGAAUUCCCUUCUGGCUCUAUUGUAAACUACUGUACAGAUGUCGGAUUACAAUUACUGAGUUUCAGCAGCUUAUUCUUGUACAAAUGUUUAAAAAUACGGCUUUUCUAAUUGGAUAUUGUAUUUUUUUUAAGUCUUCUUGAAGGCGCUUUAAUUGCUGCUAAAUGAUAUUGCUUUUUUGCUAUAAAAAAAUUGAAUGACCUUGAAGGCACAAGUUGACUGUACAUCAUAGAGAGAUAUUAAAAGCAGGCACUCGUUAACAAUCAAGGCAUGUGCAGUGAUCCAUGCUGGGCAUAUUGAGUUCUUCAAAUCCGUUUUUUAGGUUCUGGAGCUGUGGAACACAUAGAAACUAGAUUUAUACAUUGCCCGUGGUUAUUCUACAUUUCUAGAAAGUUCCUAGCAUCAAGGUGGGAUGAUAGCCCCAUAGAAUGUUCCUUGUGGUUUGUACAGAUUUGUUAAAAUGUGAACAUUUGCUAACUACCUUGUGUGGUAGAAACCAAUAUUUUUUGGGGGAUGCUGUAUUUCAUUCUUGAAAGGAUUUUUUUUUCCUUUAUUGUCACAUUCAUAAUGCCGAGACUUACAUGUAAGUUGUCCAUGGUGCAGACAACAGGCUAUCCCUGCCAGCCGCCCCUAACAUGUACAGUUACACUGUGGCUCUUACCUGGUGUUGCAAGCCAUUUCGUUUGUUUGUUUUCAUUGUACAUAGACACACUGUCUGUUUAAGAUGCUGCUGGAAUUAUAGAGAAUGUAGCCAAACAGUAAUAAACAACGACAGUAAAAAUGUAAA